GGGCUCACACUUUCUCACACCGAUAUCAACAUUCUCUUAGCGUCUUCCACAUUUCAAUCUUCUCAUUUUAAGCUCUUUGAUCAUCAUGGGUGUGUUCACUUAUGAAACUGAGUUCACCUCUGUCAUCCCACCACCAAGACUCUUCAAGGCCUUUGUCCUUGAUGCUGAUAACCUUAUCCCCAAAAUUGCCCCACAGGCUGUGAAGAGUGCCGAAAUAGUUGAGGGAGAUGGAGGAGUAGGAACCAUCAAGAAGAUUCACCUCGGUGAAGGCAGCGAAUACAGCUAUGUGAAGCAUCAGAUUGAUGGACUUGACAAAGACAACUUUGUUUACAACUAUAGCAUUAUUGAGGGGGAUGCUAUCGGAGACAAAGUUGAGAAAAUUUCGUACGAGAUUAAAUUGGUGGCAUCUCCAAGUGGAGGUUCCAUCAUUAAGAGCACCAGCAACUACCAUUGCAAAGGUGAGGUUGAGAUCAAGGAAGAGCAUGUUAAGGCCGGAAAAGAAAGAGCUGCUGGUUUAUUCAAGAUCAUUGAAAACUACCUUUUGGGCAACCUUGAGGCUUACAACUAAAUCGAACCAUGAGAAUGAUACUGCAUUAUAUCAUGGAUAACAACAGUCUGUGUCUUGUCCUUUGGUAAUUGGUGUGGCUUCGAUAUUUUGCCUUUUCCUUUUCAUUUCUGGCAAGCCCAUUUGUUUUUGCUUGCCUUUCGUUUAUGGUGAAUUGUAAUGUUCGAUUUCAUUUACAUAAGAAUAAA
This is a messenger RNA of Rosa chinensis, 753 nucleotides long. RefSeq names its product major strawberry allergen Fra a 1.07. Gene Ontology annotation, molecular function: abscisic acid binding; protein phosphatase inhibitor activity; signaling receptor activity. The coding region runs from base 86 to 568 and encodes 160 amino acids. The transcript has a single exon. Gene Ontology annotation, cellular component: cytoplasm; nucleus. NCBI's taxonomy places the organism in Eukaryota, Viridiplantae, Streptophyta, Magnoliopsida, Rosales, Rosaceae. The record is from RefSeq and is a predicted model, not a curated record. Gene Ontology annotation, biological process: abscisic acid-activated signaling pathway; defense response.